Mastomys coucha (southern multimammate mouse) is the source of this 961-nucleotide messenger RNA. RefSeq names its product glutamine amidotransferase like class 1 domain containing 1 (gene Gatd1). The transcript has 8 exons. The record is from RefSeq and is a predicted model, not a curated record. The coding region runs from base 69 to 731 and encodes 220 amino acids. Lineage: Eukaryota; Metazoa; Chordata; Mammalia; Rodentia; Muridae.
CGCAUUCCCCUGCAGGCGAGCCCCUCCCCACCCUGUCCCUCGCGCAAACAGCAGCCUGGGUCGUAGCCAUGGCGUCCGAGCGGCUGCCAAGUAGGCCUGCCUGUCUCCUGGUGGCCAGCGGCGCUUCCGAAGGUGUGUCAGCCCAGUCCUUCGUCCACUGUUUCACACUGGCGAGUGCUGCCUUCAACCUACAGGUGGCCACCCCAGGGGGAAAGGCCUUGGACUUUGUGGAUGUGACUGAGAACAAUGCACGUUGGGUACAAGACUUCCGCCUCAAGGCAUAUGCCAGUCCUGCUAAGCUUGAGUCAAUAGACGGUGCCCGGUACCAUGCCCUCCUGAUUCCUAGCUGUCCUGGCGCCCUGGCUGACCUUGCCAGCAGUGGGUCCCUGGCUCGAAUACUGCAGCACUUCCGCUCUGAGAGCAAACCCAUCUGUGCCAUUGGCCAUGGCGUUGCUGCCCUGUGCUGUGCUACCAAUGAAGAUAGGUCCUGGGUGUUCCAGGGCUACAGUCUGACGGGGCCUUCUGUGUACGAGCUCAUCAGAGCACCUGGCUUUUCCCGCCUACCAUUGAUCGUUGAGGACUUUGUGAAGGACUCCGGUGCUGGCUUCAGUGCCAGUGAGCCUGACGCUGUGCAUGUGGUGCUGGACCGCCAUCUGAUCACUGGCCAGAAUGCUAAUUCCACCGUUCCUGCUGUCCAGAACCUGCUCUUCCUCUGUGGUAGCCGGAAGUAAGCUUGGAUGCUGUCCUGGUGGCCUAGAGACAAGGACUGAACUCACUGUGGCUUCUUCUGCUGAUCCUUACUCGAUGGGACACUCAAGCCUCCAUCGGGACCUUGUGGAAUGCUGGAGGCCCCCAGGAGUGAACUAACUAGUACCCUCAGAGCUCCCAGGGACUAAACCACCAACCAAAGAGUACACAUGGUGGGACUCAUGGCUCCAGCAGCAUAUGUAUAGCAGAGGAU